GAACAUAUUCCGGCCGAGCAUUCUUGAAAUAUUCCAAGAAGUAAUAAUUGUUUGCUUUGACGUCAUUAUCCUUUGAUCCAAAGGAGUCCAAGCGGGACUCAUAUUCAACUCCUAAUUCUUACAUUAUUAGUUUGACUGUUUGAGACGCUAUUUAUUUCGGUAUUAUCAGAUUUUCUGCCCAUUCAGUUAUGAGAAGAUAAGAAAAAUAAAAGGAAAAAAAUCACUGAGAACUUAUAUUACUGAGUCAACUAUCAAGCAAUAUGGAAGGCGGGAUUACAAAACCGGAUAAAACAGAAUUCACCGAAUGCUGGCGCACGAGCUGGCAAAAGCCUUAUAUUAUGCGCCUCGCCUUAUCAGCCGGUAUUGGAGGUUUAUUGUUCGGUUAUGAUACAGGUGUUAUUUCUGGUGCCCUGCUCUAUAUUAGAGAUGAAUACAAAACCGUCGAUGGUCAUACUUGGUUGCAGGAAACUAUCGUGAGCAUGGCUGUGGCGGGAGCCAUUGUUGGGGCCGGUUUUGGCGGCUUAAUAAACGAUAAGUACGGCCGACGAAAGUCUAUUCUGUUGGCCGACAUUUUGUUUUUCGCAGGUGCUGUUGUGAUGGCGGCCUCUGUGGGCCCUUGGAUGAUAAUCCUCGGUAGAAUAUUCGUAGGCUUUGGGGUCGGGAUGGCCUCCAUGACUGCACCCCUUUACAUCUCGGAGGCUUCUCCUGCCAGAAUUCGAGGAGCUUUAGUCAGCACCAAUGGCUUGCUAAUCACAGGUGGACAGUUUCUGUCAUAUCUCAUCAAUUUAGCAUUCACCAAGGCACCCGGUACAUGGCGCUGGAUGCUCGGGGUUGCGGGAGUGCCAGCUCUGGUUCAGUUUUUCUUGAUGCUGUUUCUUCCCGAGUCGCCUAGGUGGCUUUAUCGCAAGAACAAAGUAAAAGAGGCGCGUGCCAUACUCGAAAAAAUCUACCCUCCCCACGAAGUCGAAGAGGAACUCAACGCGCUACAGUCUUCGAUCGAGGCCGAGAAGGCCGACCAGGAAUCCCUCGGUCAAUCCCCCCUCUCGAAAAUAAAAAACAUAUGGAAAAACGACGUCGUCCGAAGAGGACUAUACGCUGGCAUCACGGUCCAAGUCGCCCAGCAAUUUGUCGGGAUAAACACUGUCAUGUACUACAGCCCGACCAUCGUCCAGCUGGCAGGUUUCGCCUCGAACAGGACAGCCUUAGCCCUGUCCCUAGUCACUUCCGGACUCAACGCCGUGGGGUCCAUCGUCAGCAUGGCAUUUGUCGACAGGUCUGGGAGAAGGCGACUCAUGAUUGUAUCCAUGUUCGGUAUCAUAGCCUGUUUAGUUGCGCUGUCGGUCGUUUUUUACGAGGCAGCCGAUCACGCGCCACCUGUCGGGGGACUCGAGUCGUUGCAUUUCGGAGGGAACGCCACCUGUCAGGGCUACUCGCGGGCCACACGGCCAGCUGGCUGGAACUGCAUGACGUGCGUGAGGUCGUCGUCCGACUGUGCGUUCUGCGCCAGCGGAGGUGGUAACAAGUACAAUCCUGGGGCAUGUUUGGCUGCAACUGAUGAGAUAAAGGCAAUGUGCCGUGGGGAAAAGCGGACGUGGUACACUCAGGGUUGCCCGAGUAAGUUCGGUUUUUUUGCGGUGGUAUUGUUGGGAAUGUACAUUAUAUCCUAUUCUCCGGGAAUGGGGACGGUGCCAUGGAUUGUGAACUCGGAGAUUUAUCCGCUGAGGUACAGAGGGAUUGGGGGUGGGAUAGCUGCGGUUUCCAAUUGGGUAUCUAAUCUUAUUGUGAGUGAGACCUUUUUGACCCUGACGGAGGCACUUGGUUCGGCUGGCACGUUUCUGUUGUUUGCUGGGUUCUCGGCUGUUGGGCUAGUGGCGAUUUACUUUUUGGUGCCCGAGACGAAGGGGAUGCCGUUUGAGGAGGUGGAGAAGAUGCUCGAAAAAGGGUUUAAGCCCGGGUUGUGCUGCGGGUCGGGUAAGGAUGAGGAUGAUGAUACUACUAAAUAAAAUUAUAAAUAUAUUUUUAUCUUAGUUCUGUCUGAUUUAUUUACUAUUUCCUCUGUUUGUUUAGGGGGUAUUGUGGGGAUUUUCCACAUGGAAAUUGAAAUGUUCUUGAUUUUUCAGCAUUUUGAACUGAGUAGGAGACUCUGGCAAUGUUACAUUUGCUUGAUAAUAAACAGUGCUCAAUCUUCUUAAUUGUGAAUGAACUUGUGUGUUCCUUUCUGUUUAUCAGAUGUUUAAUACAAUUGAGACCUUGUUUACA
Striga asiatica is the source of this 2259-nucleotide messenger RNA. The record is from the annotation of a GenBank genome assembly. NCBI's taxonomy places the organism in Eukaryota, Viridiplantae, Streptophyta, Magnoliopsida, Lamiales, Orobanchaceae.